Molecule: messenger RNA, 216 nt
Organism: Puccinia triticina
Lineage: Eukaryota; Fungi; Basidiomycota; Pucciniomycetes; Pucciniales; Pucciniaceae
Exons: 3
Coding region: 1-216 (71 amino acids)
Source: RefSeq, a predicted model, not a curated record
AUGCCCACUCUGGUUUCAUACUGGGCAGUUGUUGCCUCCAUCCCGAUGACAGACUACCCCUUACUAUUGCAUCCCUGCCAGAAAUGCUUCCAGUCUGACAAGCAUCUGGGCAACAAUCAGUCUCCCCAGCAACAGCCUGGUGCGCGCCUGGAAAGCGCCACGCCUCGCAAUUACCUGUCGGACGCCGCGAGUUCCGAGGCCUAUCGAACGCCGUGA